AUUAUAAUCAAUACACUGUCCUUAAAAUAAACCAACUUAUUUUGGUGGUUUCCAAAGUCUCGAGUUUGGCGGAUCUAUCAUAUAUAACUUGACACACUAUGCAUGAUAACCUACUCCAUUACCUCUGCUUCUAACAGAGUCUUGCAAUACAGAGAAAGAGAGAGAAAGCAGAAGACAAAUGGAUUCUACAGAAAGAGGAGGAUCAAAGCCCCACGUUGUGAUCACUCCCUUUCCAAUUCAAAGCCAUUUGAACACCUUCUUGAAUUUGGCCAAACUACUUCAUUCGAGAGGCUUUCACAUAACAUAUGUUCACACUGAGUACAACCAUAAACGCUUGCUUAACUCGAAAGGUCCUCGAGCUCUCGAGGGUCUCCCUGAUUUUCGCUUUGAAACCAUCCCUGAUGGCCUUCCUUAUACUGAAGCAAACACUACCCAACAUUUACCUUCUUUAUGUGAAUCUACCUCAAAGAAUUGCCUCCCCUAUUUUACAAAUCUUCUCAAGAGGCUUCAAGAGUCUGCCUCUGAGGGCCUUGUGCCUCCUGUUACUUCCUUGAUUUCUGAUGUUGUCAUGGCAUUUACUGUUAAAGCUGCUCAAGAAUGGGGACUUCCUAUUGCUUUGUAUUGCCCUAUAAGUGCUAUCUCUUAUUUGGCUAAUUGGCACGGUCGCACUCUUCUUGAUAAGGGUAUCAUUCCCUUGAAAGAUGAGAGUCAACUGACAGAUGGAUACUUGGAUACUAAACUAGAUUGGCUUUCAGGAAUGAAAAAUAUCAGAUUGAGAGAUCUGCAAAGCUAUUUUUAUUCACUAGAGCCAAAUGAUCAUCUAAUGCUAAACUUUUGUAUGAACGAGCUACAAACAGCAAGAGCUGCUCAAGCCAUCAUUUUCAAUACAUUCAGUGAGUUCGAAAGCGAGGCGUUGGAUACUCUUUCUUCUAUCUUUCCUACUAUUUACACCAUAGGCCCUGUCCCUUUGCUUUUAAAUCAAAUUCCACAUAACCAUAACUUAAAUUCCAUUGGCUCCAAUCUUUGGAAAGAAGAGACUCAUUGCAUCCAAUGGCUAGAAUCCAAGAAACCUAAGUCCGUAAUUUAUGUUAAUUUUGGAAGCGUGACGGUUAUGACUCUAGAACAACUACAUGAGUUUUCUUGGGGAUUAGCCAACAGCAAGAAAUACUUCUUGUGGAUAAUAAGGCCUGAUCUUGUGAAGGAAGGCUCAGUGUCUCCCGAGUUUCUGAGUGAGACCAAAGAAAGAGGCCUCAUAGCCAAUUGGUGUGAACAAGAGAAAGUGUUAAAUCAUCCUUCAAUUGGAGGGUUUUUAACGCAUUGUGGAUGGAAUUCCAUAAUAGAGAGUGUAUGUGCAGGGGUUCCAAUGGCUUGUUGGCCUUUUUAUGGAGACCAGCAAACUAACUGCAGGUAUGCUUGCAUGGAGUGGGGAAUUGGGGUUGAGAUUGACAUUAACGUGAAGAGGCAAGUGGUGGAGAGUCUUGUGAACGAGUUGAUGGAAGGAGAGAAAGGGAGUGAAAUGAGACAAAAGGUUCUAGAAUGGCAAAAAAUUUCAAACGAGGCAAUUAAAUUUGGUGGCUCUUCUUACGUCAACUUGGAAAAUUUGAUUAGUCAAGUGUUGAUCAACAGCAAAAACUAAGUUGUUACGUGAAAAUUUUAAUUCUUUUGCGUAUCUCAAUUCAUAGUUUCUUUUUUUUUUGGUUUUCUGCAUAUGCAUUAAAACUCUUCAACAAAAUAUAUUUUUAUAGUGUGGAUUGGAUUUAUCAGAGUCAUAGAGAUAGUAUUAGCCCUGAUGUAACUUUGAAUUUAGUCAUAUUUUCAAUAAAGUUAUGGAAGAACCAACGAAGUUAUGUUGUAAUAUGUUUGAUUGUGUAUUAAUUCCCCCUACAUUAUGAGGAGAGCCAUCUUCACUUGUAAUCAGGUUUUUCCAUUAGUAAUUUUAAUAUUUCUUUCCUUA
Molecule: messenger RNA, 1954 nt
Organism: Prosopis cineraria
Lineage: Eukaryota; Viridiplantae; Streptophyta; Magnoliopsida; Fabales; Fabaceae
Product: 7-deoxyloganetin glucosyltransferase-like
Exons: 2
Coding region: 179-1636 (485 amino acids)
Molecular function (GO): UDP-glycosyltransferase activity
Source: RefSeq, a predicted model, not a curated record